This is a messenger RNA of Staurois parvus, 1113 nucleotides long. The record is from the annotation of a GenBank genome assembly. NCBI's taxonomy places the organism in Eukaryota, Metazoa, Chordata, Amphibia, Anura, Ranidae.
AUGUCAGGAAAGGCAAGACCCCCGCGGAAAACCAGCAGCGUCAGGAUGGUCUUACAGGACUGUGAAGACUCUUCCCCGCCCUCCAUAGUCCGAGUCACCAUCCCCAAAGUGCCCCUGACCAAGAAGAGCAAACAAAGAGAACCGCUGGCGCUGAUCCGAAGAAAGCUCCUCACCAGGAGCCAGGAAGUCCAGGAGAUAAAGAUCCUUGGCUAUGGAGAGGACCAUCUCUCGGUGCAGGACAGCCCCCUCAUGACUCAUCUCUCGAUGAAGAACGACCCCCUCAUGACUCAUCUCUCGAUAAGAGAACGACCCCCCCAUGACUCAUCUCUCGAUGAAGAACGACCCCCUCAUGACUCAUCUCUCGAUGAAGAACGAGCUCCUCCAGGAAGAUGAACUCUGCACCAGAUUUCAGAAGAACGAGGUGGCCACCCAGACCGCCCCCCCGUCUCCUAUUGCUUCAACACCAUCGAAGAGAUUGUUGAGUUCCUGAACAGCUGCAGCAAAGCUGAGGAGUGCAGCCCCAAGUCUCUGUCCUUCACCGACGAGCCCCCCGACGAGCCAGGAGGAGAAGAUGCCAUGUCCAACGACGACCACCUGAGAACACUCAAACUAGAAAUAGAAGAAGACGACGAAGACCAACCGAUCAUUUCUCAUCUGUACCCCAACCUGCCCUUCCACUAUGCCUCCACGUCUUCUCCAUCGUUCCCUGUGGUCAAGCGUAGAAGAAAACAACGUUUCCACUGCGAGUGGCAGGGCCCGGUCACCGUCAUCAGCUCCCCCAAUGUGCCGGCUCAUGCCAUGGAGCUGAGGGUGGACGAGGAUCUUGCCAUGUCCAUACGGAGACAAGUGGACAUCAACAAUCCGGGGCCCUUCGGCUGGCAGCUGGCCAAGCUACUGUUCACCGAGGAGGAACUUUACGGACACAACUUCAACGGUACGGACCAGAAGAUGCCCCUCAGCCCCCGGCGGGUCCACGCCAUCCAACACGCCUUUCAUGACUACUUCCCUAGAGACAUAGCAGACGAGGCGCUGGCCAAGGGCCGCACCGCCAUUAACCAAGGGAUAAGGAACAUGUUCUAUGUCCGCAACCGGAAGGAUGGAGACUAUCCGUGA